AUGGAUGAACUUUUUACUCAUGUGUGUUGUGUUAAGGUAGAAAGCAUAAAUAAUUUUCGUGAAUUAUUAGAUAGUAAACGAGGUAUGCAUGUAUCCUGGAUAUUCAAGCUAUGUGUUGGUGGCGGAAUUAUACUGGCGAUAUUGAUAAUAAUAAUAUUUCCAAUAAUAUGGUUUUCGAUGUUUGAAAGUAAACCAGACACACCGUCAUCAAUGGAAUUGACUGUAACAUUUGGAGAAGAUUCAACUGUUUUUUCCAGCAAACUAGAUAUUCCAGAUCUAAUAUUAAUAAAACAGAUAUACUUAAACUCAUCGAAAGAAAAUAGAGAUAGUAUUUCGGAAUUUCUAUAUCAAUACGAAUAUGAUGAAAUAAGCUCAAUGAACGUAAUGCCACAGUCUAUAAAUACACGGCCCAUUACCACUUAUGAGUUCAACAAAUUUAAAAAGAUUAUUCUUACAAGUUUCAGUAUUAAAAUUUCAGCAGAAUGGGCAUUGACGCACCACGAUGGUGUUAAGGUGAGUCGUGGAAAAAACACAGUCAUGAUGACUGAUUACACUCAUUCAGUAUUGGCCAAUUGUCUCAAUAAUAUGUUAAAUAAAAGUUCUAAUGAUGUACCUGGUUCUUGUAAGCAAGUGGUCAUACCCAAUCUAUUGCCAAAAUUUUUAGCAUUGUUUUUAAAAUCUACUGAAACGGUAGUAAGUUCGGAAUUGAUGAUUCAUAACCCAAGCAAGUCUAAAGUAUUUAUAAUAGUUUUUUUUAUUUAUUUGGCAUAUCAUGUAUUCGUGUGUGAUUGA
This is a messenger RNA of Rhopalosiphum maidis (corn leaf aphid), 792 nucleotides long. RefSeq lists its product as uncharacterized. The transcript is spliced from 4 exons. The record is from RefSeq and is a predicted model, not a curated record. Gene Ontology annotation, biological process: regulation of membrane potential; detection of mechanical stimulus; cellular response to mechanical stimulus. The coding region runs from base 1 to 792 and encodes 263 amino acids. Gene Ontology annotation, cellular component: membrane. Gene Ontology annotation, molecular function: mechanosensitive monoatomic ion channel activity; monoatomic cation channel activity. NCBI's taxonomy places the organism in Eukaryota, Metazoa, Arthropoda, Insecta, Hemiptera, Aphididae.